AUGUUACUGGGCGGUCACGAAAGGCAUGAAAGAGACAAGAAAAUUGGCGAAAUAAUUAAAAUUCAAAUAGUGCCACGUCGGGCUUUUCAGUGGCUCUGUAAGGCUCGUAUUACUCCGGAAGGAUAUUGGAUGGGUGGCGACAUGUUUCUUCUGGUCAAAAAUGAUAUCAUACAUGGUAUUAUCAAAGUCGAGAUUGGCAGUGUAGCCAUUCAGUUCUUUAGCGAUGUUAACACUGCUCUUAUGUUGGCUCGGAAAAUACCAAAAGCCUGA
This is a messenger RNA of Enterobius vermicularis (human pinworm), 270 nucleotides long. Lineage: Eukaryota; Metazoa; Nematoda; Chromadorea; Rhabditida; Oxyuridae. The record is from the annotation of a GenBank genome assembly.